AUGUCUUAUCGGGAUCUCCGAAAUUUUACAGAGAUGAUGCGAGCCCUUGGCUAUCAUCGCUUGAUAUCAAUGGAAAAUUUCCGAAGGCCAAAUUUUCCACUGGUUGCUGAGAUCCUUCUUUGGCUUGUAAAAAGGUACGAGCCUAAUGCAGCUAUUCAUCCUGAUACAGAUACGCAACAAGAUCGAGUAUUGUUUAUUCGAUCGAUUACAGAAUUUAUGGCAACAAAAGCUCAUAUCAAACUAAAUAGCAAAAAACUAUACCAAGCUGAUGGUUAUGCUGUCAAAGAACUUCUCAAAGUGACAUCUGUUUUGUACAAUGUGAUGAAGACCAACAGUAUUGGAUCAUUGGAUGACAUGGAUGCUGAUGAGUCAAGUUCGCUUACUUUUGAUAUUUCUUCCAAGAUUAUUGACAUGAAGGAAGCCCGGAAGUUGGCCUCUGAAAUCACCACAAAAGGAGCAACACUUUAUGACCUUUUAACAAAGGAGGCUGAUUUAAGAGAAAGCCGAUCACUUGUCAUUGCCCGUCCUCUAGAGAUUGUUGAAGUUGAAAAAGGAAUUGACUCAUCUGUGAAAAUUGUACAGCAAGAGAUCCAGAAAACUAUGUCUAUGUUGGAAAAUAUUGCUUCUGAUGAGACUACAUUGGAUAACAAAAUUGAAAAACGGAAAACUGAACUUGACAGAAAUAAGAAACGGCUUCAGACAUUACAAAAUGUCAGGCCUGCCUACAUGGAUGAAUAUGAAAGGCUGGAACAAGAAUUGGAGAAAGUCUAUGAAAAUUACAUCAUCAAAUUCCGUAACCUCACUUACUUGGAACAACAACUUGAAGAAUACAAUAAAUUAGAACAGGACAAAUUUAAGGAAACCCAGUUUGCAAUGCAGUCAUCAGUUGAAAAGAUGCGAGUGGAAGAAAAGAAACAUUUGCAAUCAAGUCUUGAUGAAGAUGAUGAAUUCAGUAGAAAUUCAGAUGCCUUGGAUAGUGAAUCAGAAAUAGAAGACAGUAUUCAAUUACAUCACCAAACUCGUCCUACCAACAACAGGAUGAGACCAGAAGCUGCUAAAUUGACUAAUAAUGAAAGAAAAUUACAAGUACAAGGGUCCAUGUUUGGAGCCGAGUCAGAUGAUGAAACUGGCUUAGAUUCUGACAUAGAUCUUGACGAUGAUGAUGACGAUGAAGUGGAAAUAGACGACGACGAUGAAGAAGAAGAUGACCUUAGGAUGCCAGUGCGACCAAAAGUAGCACCAAUGAAAGGCAACACAAGACACCAACCACCAGAAAUGGAAGAGGAAGAUACUGAUGAUGAUUUUUGA
Molecule: messenger RNA, 1308 nt
Organism: Acanthosepion pharaonis
Lineage: Eukaryota; Metazoa; Mollusca; Cephalopoda; Sepiida; Sepiidae
Source: the annotation of a GenBank genome assembly